Messenger RNA from Dracunculus medinensis (Guinea worm), 996 nucleotides. Lineage: Eukaryota; Metazoa; Nematoda; Chromadorea; Rhabditida; Dracunculidae. The record is from the annotation of a GenBank genome assembly.
AUGAAUUAUGAAUUAUUAUCAGGUGAACAAUUUAUCCUCGAUGCACUUAAUAGUGACCAAGAAUGGCAAGAAAUAGUUAAAAGUAUGGACGAUUCUUUCGGCGUUAUCAUUCUCAAUCAACAUGCGAUUCCAAUGACUUUAAAUUGGCUAUGUAAUACAGCAAAUAUGCCAAAUGUUCACGCACGGACGUUAUUUUUCACUAUAGACAGUAACUCUUAUAAUAUUUUGUCGGAUUAUUAUCCGAAUUUAAAAAUUUUCCAAUGGAUGACACCAUGUUUAAAGGAAAAAUUUUUACCAAAUGAUCCUACUUAUAUGAGUUUUUUUGUUCUACGAACGAAUAUUAUUCGAUCAUUAAUAGAAUUUAAUCGUUCUUUUUGGAUGAUCCAACCGGAUACAUUUUGGCAAAAAAAUUUAUAUUCCAUAAAUUUGACAAAUAUGUCAACUUAUGAUAUAUUAAUUGAUCAACAAGGUUCAGAAGCAUCUCAUGAAUUACGAAAACGUCAAAUGAAUGGAGCAAAUUUUUUCAUAAGAAGUUCAGCCGUAACAAAAAAAUUAUUCGAUAAUGUCUUUUGGUACCAAACUAAUUUUUAUGUGACAGACCCGGAAAUGAUUAAAUUUUUUUGCAGUCAAGGAACUAUUUAUCGGUGUGAAUUUAUUGACUACAGCAUUAUAUCGGGUUGGGAAUGGAUUUAUACAAAUCAAAAAAAUCCACCAUAUUUGAUUCAGUUGGAUGGCGAAACAAGUGGCAAAAAAAUUCAAGCCAUUAAAGAUUAUAAAUUGUGGUUUUUAAAUGAUGAUUUGUCUUGUAAGCCUAAUACUGUUUACGAUGCUAUAAAAAUGGUGGCUCAAGGCAAAGUACCAAAAAUUAAAACUACAUCAAAGUUAAAACAAAUGUUUUGUAUUGCACUUGGACAAUUCCUUAAUGAAAUUCCUAUAUUUGGAAAAUUUCAUAAACUUUACGGUGGUAUGGCGGCUCUCUAUCUUCAGAUUUUUUAA